This is a messenger RNA of Oncorhynchus nerka (sockeye salmon), 364 nucleotides long. RefSeq names its product alpha-mannosidase 2C1-like. Gene Ontology annotation, molecular function: alpha-mannosidase activity. The record is from RefSeq and is a predicted model, not a curated record. NCBI's taxonomy places the organism in Eukaryota, Metazoa, Chordata, Actinopteri, Salmoniformes, Salmonidae. The transcript has 3 exons. The annotation marks the transcript as partial. Gene Ontology annotation, biological process: mannose metabolic process; oligosaccharide catabolic process.
GUAAGGUGUGUCUUGUUGUUUCUAACCUUUAGGGUCCAGAUGUCCAGUCCUGACCGGCUCUUCUCUGAGCUCGAGGCGGACUCCUCUCUUCUGUGCACCUGGACUGGAGAACUGUUUCUAGAACUACACAACGGCACCUACACCACGCAGGCACAGAUUAAGCUCGGGAAUCGUCAGUGUGAGACCUUGCUCCAUGACGUUGAGGUGGCCAGCAGCUUGGCUCUGUGUCUGGACAAAACGUUCCAGUACCCCUCCGAACCGCUACAAAUCCUCUGGAGGCAGCUCCUCCUGAACCAGUUCCAUGAUGUGAUUCCUGGCACCUGUAUAGAGAUGGUGGUAGAGGACGCAAUGCGAUAUUAUCAAG